AUGUCCUAUAGUAAGCUGAAAAAGAAAUCGCCUCAAUCGGCGACUCCCGCUGUCCCCUCCGCUAACGGUACAAUAUUGUUCAUUCGUUCUUGGUGCACUCAACCGUGUAGACGUCGAGCUCCGAGUUUUUCGCCGCUUAGGUACAGAAACACAAAAAUAAACGGGAGUCCACCCACUAGCCAACCAGCUUAUCCUGGUGGCCGCCAAACUCUCUGGGAAUCGUUUUCAAGGAGGGGUGUUCCGGAAACAACAAUAGAGACCAUCAUUUCUUCAGUUACCCAAUCCACAAUCACUCAAUAUAGCUCUACCUACCGUUUAUGGUGGAACUUUUGUACCCAAGAAAAAAUUCCAAUAUUUGAAGCAAGAAAUAUAGAUGUCCUUAGAUUCUUACAAAAGGUCACAGACGAACAUAAAUACCAGUACGGCGCUGUGAACUCACACAGAUCUGCUCUGAGUCUCAUUUUGCCAAAUGAUUUAGGAACGGAUCCACUAGUUAAGAGGUUUAUGAAGGGAAUAUCUCGACUGAGACCAGCGCAACCAAGGUAUACCUAUACAUGGGAUCCGCAAAGGCUAUUUUCAUAUCUGGAAACCCUACCGGAUAAUUUAAAUCUACUACAGCUUUCACAGAAAGUGGUUUCUCUUUUAGCCUUAAUCACGGGAGGUAGGCUUCAAACCAUAUCGCUUAUUAGACUAUCCAAUAUAAGGGAAGAAAUGGAUACAAUUCAAAUCAAUAUAACAGAUCCAAUCAAAACGUCAGGCGUGAACAACGAACAACCCACUUUGCAUAUACCGUCAUUUAAGGAAAAACCAUGCCUUUGUGUAGCGACAACGCUAAAAGCUUAUAUAGCGGCUACAAAAGACAUUCGAAAGAAGGCCAGGAUUUCAUCUUUCUUACGGCUAAAAAACCGCACGCGACUGCUAAAAAGCAAACUUUAA
Molecule: messenger RNA, 936 nt
Organism: Photinus pyralis (common eastern firefly)
Lineage: Eukaryota; Metazoa; Arthropoda; Insecta; Coleoptera; Lampyridae
Exons: 3
Coding region: 1-936 (311 amino acids)
Molecular function (GO): DNA binding
Source: RefSeq, a predicted model, not a curated record